AUUGAUUAAAAAAAAGUUAUAGGUUGUAUACUUGUAAUUGCAUUUAAUUCCAACCAAGACACGAGGACCAAUCAAGUCAUGGCUUGAGGAGUUAUUUUUGUUACAGGAUAGGGGAGGUUAUUUUCAGCUAUUGCAUUUAUAUCUAUUGUAAUAGAAAAAAAUUACAGAACUUAUGGAUGACAUUCGUGAGAAUGUCUCUGUGUUGACACUGCUUGCUGAGGUCUUGUGCUUGCUGGAUAUGAUUGUAAAUUCAUUUGCUCAUAUGAUAUCAACUAAGCCUGUUGAUCGAUAUACAAGACCAGAAUUUACAGAGAAUGGGCCGUUGGCAAUUGAUUCUAAACAGGCUAUUAAUCAUAUUAAGAGGAAGUAUGAGUUGGAGAAUAUGGAAAUUGUGAACAAGGAAAAAGAAAAGGCUGACAAAGCCAUUGCAGAAAUUGAGGCAAAGUGUGGCCAAAAAAUUGAAGAAUGCAAAGAAGAACAAAGGCAGCAGUUGAUGCGCAUUGAAGAUGAACACACGUUGCUCGUUACUCAAAUGAAGCAGGAGCAUGACAAGAGGCAAGCAAGCCUCAUAGCUGAACACAACGAACAGCUAAAGCGUACCCAACUGUAAGCUGAAAAUGAAUUGAGAGAGAAAACAAUGUUUAUGAGGAAUGAUCAUGAAGCUCAGAUCAAAGCAUUGAGGUGUGAACUUGAAGAUGAGUGUCGGAAGCUGGAAGAGGAGUUGCAUCUUCAAAAAUCCAAAGAAGACAGGCAAAGGGCUUUGUUGCAGUUGCAGUUGAAAGUGAUGAGUGACAAGCCCAAAGAGGACCAAGAAGUGAAUUCAAAACAGGUUGACUC
Glycine soja is the source of this 837-nucleotide messenger RNA. RefSeq names its product light-mediated development protein DET1-like. The transcript has 6 exons. Bases 173 to 610 code for a protein of 145 amino acids. Lineage: Eukaryota; Viridiplantae; Streptophyta; Magnoliopsida; Fabales; Fabaceae. The record is from RefSeq and is a predicted model, not a curated record.